This is a messenger RNA of Penicillium maclennaniae, 4920 nucleotides long. Its product is annotated as EF hand domain protein. Gene Ontology annotation, cellular component: fungal-type vacuole membrane. NCBI's taxonomy places the organism in Eukaryota, Fungi, Ascomycota, Eurotiomycetes, Eurotiales, Aspergillaceae. The coding region runs from base 1 to 4920 and encodes 1639 amino acids. Gene Ontology annotation, molecular function: zinc ion binding; basic amino acid transmembrane transporter activity; calcium ion binding. Gene Ontology annotation, biological process: transmembrane transport; basic amino acid transport. The record is from RefSeq and is a predicted model, not a curated record. The transcript is spliced from 8 exons.
AUGGCGCCUGCGCGGACUCACGAUGAAACAUCCCCGUUGCUGGGGGAUAGCAAUGGCAAUGCGUCAAACGGACUCAUUACCAAUCGCGAUGAGGAGCAGCCGGCGAACAUUGUGCAGUCUACGGACGAGCAGGCCAAAGACCCUUUCCCGGAUGCACGAAAGCAACUGAGGUAUAUUCUCCCGGCUAUAUCAAUAGGUAUUUUCCUGUCGGCGGCAGACCAGACGAUUAUUAUGGCCAGUUAUGGCCAGAUUGGCAGUGACCUGAAGGCUCUUAAUCUGACCAGCUGGAUUGCGACUUCAUACUUUUUGACUCUAACCUCGUUCCAACCGCUGUAUGGCAAGCUGAGCGAUAUAUUUGGCCGCAAGGCCUGCUUACUCUUUGCGUACGCCAUCUUUGGAAUUGGUUGUCUGUUCUGUGGACUCGCACGUAACAUAAAUGAGCUCAUCGCAGCACGUGUAUUCCAGGGCAUUGGUGGCGGUGGUAUGACCACCGUUGUCAAUAUCUUGAUGAGUGACCUCGUUCCCUUGCGCGAUCGAGGGGUCUGGCAGGGGAUCGUCAAUAUCAUCUACGCGACUGGGUCGGCUACUGGCGCGCCUCUGGGCGGAGUCCUUUCGGAUUACAUCGGCUGGCGUUGGGCGUUUCUGGCCCAGUUCCCACUUUGCAUCCUUGCAUUCAUCGCUGUAUCUAUGAUGCUCAAGCUUCCGGACCGCGAAGAUGUUCACUGGAGAACCAAACUACGUCGCAUCGACUUCCUCGGAGCCAUUGUCCUGGUCGGGGCCGUCUUUGGGUUCCUGUUGGGCUUAGACCGUGGCAGCAAUGUGUCAUGGAAGCUGCCCUUGACAAUCGUCUCUUUGGGUGCCUCGGUCAUCUUAUUCAUCGUUUUCGUUCUGGUGGAGAUCUACCAGGCAGCCGAGCCUUUCGCGCCUGGUCACAUCAUUUUCGACCGCACACUCUUCUCUCUGUAUUGCUGCAAUUUCUUCAGUUUCGGUGGCUGGCUCGCGGCGCUCUUCUACAUCCCACUAUACUUUCAAGCAGUCGAUGGAGUCUCUGCCACCAUCGCUGGGCUACGCCUGCUACCCAGCAUUUUGGCUGGCGUAAGUGGCUCGGUUUUUGCCGGUCUGCUGAUGAAAUGGACUGGAAAAUACUAUUGGCUAACUGUUGCGGGCUAUACGUCUCUAACACUUGGUUGUGCUUUCAUCUUUUUUUUCUCCAGAGGCCUUGUGGCCAGUACAGUACCAAUAAUAAUCGGAAUGACCAUGGCGGCAUUUGGAAACGGCAUCGGUGUUACCACAACCCUGAUUGGCUUGAUCUCCAAUUCUGCUCCUGAAGAUCAGGCUGUGGUGACGGCAUGCUCAUAUCUCUUCCGCUCCCUAGGCUCAGUGAUCGGACUGUCUCUGUCCGCGAGCGUUGUCCAGCAACUCCUGAGGGAACGACUCCGAUCCGACUUGCACGAUAGCAAGAACAUUGACGAGAUCGUCAAUGGUGUGCGAGAAAACCUCGAUUAUAUCAAGAACCUGGAUCCAGAUAUCGCCCAGAUUGUGCGCAACUGCUAUGGCUGGUCGACAAACAAAGGUUUCGGCUUUAUGGUCGUUGUAUCUGACCCGCCGAAUUCCCCGUAUCUGUCUCAUCUUCAACUCGCACCACCCGACACCCACACAGAAUUGAGUGUUGACCGCAUUCUUGCAGCUUACAGCAGCGCGACCUUCGCAAUGGCCGAGCCGCGCUCGGGGCCGGUCUCGUUGACACGAUAUCGGCCCAUCCUCUAUCUCUUCACAGGUGUCGCAGCUGCCUAUGCUCUCCUUUACAUCCAUAACAACGUCAUUUCACCGCAUACUCCACACUCCUCCCUCCGACGCCGAGGCGCCGUACGCCGGUCAAGACGACCUGACGCCGAAGAAUCAGGGCUCGUGGACACUCCCUCAUACCGAGCCAUCACACACCUGGAACAGCUCGAACGUCAGAAUGGUGUGUACGGGACAUUCCGCAUUGAAACGGAAGACGGGCGACGGGUUGAAAGUGGACUACUUCCGUCGCUGCUCGCAACGCGUGAUCAGCUGAUGGAGGAGGUUGGUGUACCGCCAGCUCACGCCGAGCGCAUGCGUGAAAUGAUGGAAGAUACAUUUCUCGAGUCCUUCCUUGCCCUUGACUUCCCCGCCGCGCACACCCUUCCCGAGAAUAGCGCCGAGCGGACGUACUUGACGGAGCAGCUUCAACAGCGAGGCAUCUCCCGGGCAGGCAUCGAGCGAGCGCUGAUCCGGUUCAACGGCGACGAGAACUACGGCACCGAACUUCGUCGGCGGCGACAAAAUGGCGAGCGGGUCACACUUUCGACUUCAACCUUCCCUGAUGUGUCCGCGCCGCCCCAGAAUAGCGAGGGCCCGGAGGCAGCGGGCGAUGACCAGAGCGUUUUCUCCUGGAGAGAAGGGAACAACGAUACCUCGCCUACCCGGGAAGGUCAGAACUUGCUCAACUUGCUCUACCAUAUCGCUGAGGACCAGGCGAGGAGAGAUGGCUAUAUUCAUCGUGGAGUGACGUGCAACAGCUGCGGUGCCAUGCCCAUUCAGGGUAUUAGGUAUCGGUGUGCUAAUUGUAUCGACUAUGACCUGUGUGAAACUUGUGAGGCCAUGCAGGUGCACAUCAAAACUCAUUUGUUCUAUAAGGUCCGGAUCCCUGCUCCAUUCCUGGGCAAUCCGCGCCAGUCUCAGCCAGUGUGGUAUCCAGGAAAGCCUGCAAUGCUUCCCCGCAGCCUGCCUCGUCCCCUUGCGAAGCGCUUAAUGAAGGAAACCAGCUUCGAAAAUACCGAGCUCGACGCGCUGUGGGACCAGUUCCGCUGUCUCGCCAACUUUGAGUGGGCAGAUGAUCCCAAUAAGCUUUACAUGGCCAUCGAUCGCAAAACAUUUGACCGGUGCUUCGUCCCAAACACGUCUCUUCGACCGCCUCCUCCUAGUCUCAUCUACGAUCGCAUGUUUGCAUUUUAUGAUACCAACGGUGACAACCUCAUCGGAUUCGAAGAGUUCCUCAAGGGACUGGCCAGUUUGAACAACAAAAGCAUGAUGAACGCUUACAGCGAUUUCCUCCGGGUAUUCAGAGCUUACUACGCUCUCAGUCGUGAACUCACCCGUGAUAUGGUUGCCGGUAUGGAAGAUGACUUCCUCGAAGGCGGAGCUCGGGAUGUGGUCCUUGGUAGUCAACCCAUUAGCUCUGCAUUUCCAGGCAAUAUUCCUGCGGGAGAUGUUUCGCGAACCGGUGAAGGCAAGCGUGUCAAUCAGAAUGGUGAUAUGGAAGUUGUCGACAACGAGGGUAUUCUACGACAGGAUGCCGCCGAUCUCGGUGACCGACACCAAGUUAUAGGUGAAGCUACGGUACGAGAGCAAUUUGGUCGAACGAGGCCAUUGUUCCCAUCCACGAUUCGCCUACCUGCGACCGCCGAGUCCGGAAACCGUCGGUCUAAUCACAGGGCGAAUGAAAAUGGUGAAGAUGACGUUGAAGAUGAAGACCCUACUGAUUCCGAUGAGUCUGGAUCGUCUGUCGCCAGUGGCCAUUGGCCCCCUCCGGAGCACAUCCAUGAGGAAGACAUAAUCGACGCCCUUGGAACGUAUGUGCCCCCUCAGGAAAUCAACGACCCCGUCGACAGAGCUCGUAUCGUGACAGCUGUAUAUAACAGAAUGCGUGAUGAUGAUCAACGACGAAUCGACGAAACCCGCCGGAACGGUAUUGACGAGCGUUGGAGACGCCGUGCAUUUUACACUGACGAGGAAGACGGCGCCACUGCUCCUGCUGGAUAUGAGCAUGACCCGGCUUUUGACGAUGAUAUGAGCGACGAGGAGUCUAUGGAAGAAGAGCCUCUCGACUCACAUCCGCCGUCGCCUCGCUCGCGAUCUUCUUCCAAGGUACGGUUCCAGGACGAUCUCACAGAUGACUACGACGUACGCUCGAACCCAUCAACGUCUUCUCGUAGCAUCCCUGUUGGUGAGCGAUGGGGUGGUUUCGAGAUUCCCGAGGUUGAGAAAGACGUCGGCAAGGAAAUCUUGUACCAGGUCACACAGCAAGGCUUCAACGAGCUACUCGACAUUCUUUUCAAGCAAAAGGAAGAUCUUCUCAUGGAGGUCUUCCGCACCCGUGCUGACCGCAAAUUUUGGGCCCAUGAAAUUGAGCUCUUGGAAAAGUCAGGACCUAUCAAGCCGGAGGAGCCCAAGGAAGAGGACCCCCAGCAUCCGCGCAAUGAGGAAGAGCUCGAGGAUAUAACACGAAAUCAGUCUCUGGACAAUCUCUUGCAACGAGCUGGUUACGCCGUGCAGAGUCCAACUCUAGAGCCUGUCACCCUAAGGCCGGUGUUGGAACCAACGUCUCCUCGGGCUUUAGUUUCUGAUGACGAUGUUCGGCCAACACAUCUUGCUGAUCCUGAACAUGAAGACGGUAUCGGGCAAAGCCAUACCUUCGAGGACCAGUCCGACACAGCCUCGGCUACCAGCUCUGAUGCCGAUGAUCGAGCUCUGGCCUCCGAUGCUGAUUUCUCUCGUGACUUCUCUGGCGCGGAUGAACAUGGGGACAUGAUCCACGAAAACCCCGACUUUGAUCCAACUCUCCCUCAAUUCCGUCCCGAAUUUGACGACGUGCUCCAUCCACGCCUCUCAUUCCAAGCGGAGCCUGCGGUAAUGGAAGCUCCAGCAGCCGAUACGUCCCCUCGCACCAAUAACCCCGACCUCCCCGACCGUCUCCGUCUCGAACCAAACAGCACUAUCUCCCUCCCUGCACCCUCUUCUCCCCAUUCUUUAUCUCCCGAAGCCGAAGCCACAGCCCCAAAGCCUCCUCCUUCACCCAUGCAGCCACUUCCCCGCCGAAGUUUGCCGGUCUCCCUGAGGAGAAGUCUAGCCCGCGCAAGCCCCCCGCUCGCAUUUUGGCUCGCUGGGCAUACCUGA